UACAUAUACAAGGUAAUCAUAAUUUAGCCGCUGGACUCCAAAGCUCUAGAUAAUACCAUAAUCAAACUGCGUUGUACGUUGAGGAAAAGGUCGCAACCCAAAUAUCUAUGUACGUCACAUACGCGAUCAGAUUAGGAUAAAGGAUUUCUUGGGAAAAAAACUUUACCCAUCCAAAAAUUACGGUCGUCAAGCUUCGAUGGCAACGCAAAGAAAAAUAAGAAAAUUACCACAAUCGUGGAGGUGCGACGGUAUAGGUGAUCGGUGUGUCAUUGUUAAUUAUCAUUCCAUAAAUAAAAGAUGUAAAAUACCGGUGCAAGUUGGAGAACCAGGAGAAGCUUACAGACCUGCGCAGGUCUUUUCUGUAAGGAAUAGCUUUUACUGGAUCUGAAAACUACCUGAGUUCAGUAAGUCACGCGAUCUGUAGAGUUGCCGACUGCUCCUGGUCGUCGCUCGAGUUGGCAUUGGUGAAUAUCGUAUUCGCUCAGUAGUCGCCCCGGAAAGAAGACCGUCGUCGGUUGUUAAACCGCACGAUGAAGACCAGCGAGAAAAUUCACUUCACCCUCUACCUAUUGGCCCUGAUAUUCUGCGACGAGAUCAUCCAAGGAAAAUCGCAAAGGACUCACGCUCGGCAAGGGAUCAACAGCAGAGAGCCGCCGACCGUUAAAAUACCCCUUCAGGGGACCCUCGCUGGAAAGGAGAUGUCCUUGAGCCGUACGCAAAAGGUGAUCGCGUACCUCGGGAUUCCGUACGCCCAGCCGCCGAUCGGACCUUUGAGAUUCGCGGCCCCGGUCACUUCGCCUUUACCGGGAUGGUCCGGGAUCAGAGAAGCCACCAGCUACGCUCCGUCCUGUCAGCAAGUCGCUGGCGGCCGAAAACUCCACGAAAAAGUUUACCUCAGGCUCCUUCCUGCCACCGAUCAAAGCGAUCCCGGAGUCAGCGAGAAUUGUCUUUAUCUCAACGUGUUCGUGCCGGACGGUCCUCCUCCUCCCGAAGGAUGGCCGGUGAUGGUCUGGUUCCACGGCGGUGAUUUCAACACCGGAACUCCUGCGAUUUGGGACGCUUCGGUUUUCGUCACGAAACAGAAGGUGAUGAUAGUAACGGUCGCCUACCGCCUCAACAUCCUCGGCUUCUUCACGACGACCGACGCCGAGGCGCCGGGUAACUUCGGCAUGCUGGACCAGAUAGCGGCGCUCGAUUGGGUACAGAAGAACAUCCAGUACUUCGAGGGUCAGGCGAGCAACGUGGUAAUCUACGGUCACAGUUCAGGCGCCAUAAGCGUCGGUCUCCACAUGCUGAGUCCCCUGAGCCGCGGCAAAUUCGCCAAGGCGAUCGCCAUGAGCGGCGACGCGAUCGGGUCCGUCGGCUCGCCCCAGGCGGAGGCGCCCGUCGUCGACAUUAUCGCCGACAGAUUCGGUUGCUACCGUCGCCCCACCUCGGCGCUGAUGGAGUGUCUGCGUCGCGUGAACAGCACGGUGUUGGUCCGCGAGUCGGCGGACAUCGAGACCUGGGGGCCGAUAGUAGACUACGAGACGAACAACUCGUCGGACCCCUUCCUGCCGGAGCACCCCAAGGACAUAUUGGAGAGCGGUAAUUUCAACGCGGUGCCGCUCCUGGCCGGCUACACGAACAACGAACAGGCUCUGGCUUACAUAGAGGCCAUAGGUAGCGGCGAGGGGGUUCUCAGUCAGCAGAAAUUCGAGGCGAUGAUAACCGACGAGACGAUAUCGUCGGUGAAGAGAUUCGAGGACAACACCACCUGCGAAUUGAGAGCGGAGAUGCUUGCCGAGGCGGUGUUGUUUUACUACAAACCUCAUCCGCCCAACAAGGACCAGGCGCUCCUUAGGGACAGAUAUUUGGACCUGCAGACCGAGAAGAACUACGCGGCCGGGCUCACCCUGCUCGCCGGCAAGGUGUCCAGACAGAAACCGGCCUACGUUUACAGAUUCGACUACCGUCCGAGAACCGCGAUGGUUACGGAGGACGUACCGGACUGGGCUGGCGUACCCCACAUGUUCGACCUUCAGUUCGUAUGGGGUCUUCCCUACAGCGUACCUGGUCCCGUACAGUGGAACGCGUCGGACAAAAAAAUGGCGGACAUAAUGAUGACGUUGUUUUCGAAUUUCGUGAGAGUGACGAAUCCAUCGCAGCCGAGUUUGAGCGCUAAGUGGGAACCUUAUACCGAGGACAAUCCCGGUAUACUAUUGAUAGACAGAACGAUCAACAUGAGCGAUCCUAACGCCGUUGAUUACAAAGCACUCGCUUUUUGGAACGAAUAUUAUCCGAUUGUUUUGGACGAAGCUACGAACAACUGUUGCAACGUAACUUCCGGUGCCGUCGAACGUUUCAACGAAUUCGAUUACUCCGUCGCACUGACGGCUACUGUAAUAAUUCUUUCAAAUACGUUAUAAAUUAUAAUAUUAAUAUUAUUUCAUUAUCUAUAAUAUAUAUAUAUAUAUGUAUAUGAUAUCACAGUGAUCGUUUCACCGCGAGAAUUGAUUGUUAUAACGAAUUGUGGUUGAAAUGUUUGCCAUAUUAUUAUAGUUCAACGAUUAUAACAUUUAUUGAAUUUUUUUAUUAUUGGCUUUAAUACGGAGAGAUAGAAAAAAAACGAAAAAAAAUCCAUAUAUUGUGGUGUCGUUUUUGUUUUUGUUUUUUCUUGUUUUUUUUUUUUGUUUUUUUUUUCCAGAGAAACGAACUGUUCAUAACUUAUGAAUAUUUUGAUGCUUUGAUAAUAAUAAAAAUAAUUAAUAAAAAUAAUUAAUAAUAAUAAUUAUUAAUAAUACUAAACAA
Messenger RNA from Athalia rosae (coleseed sawfly), 2790 nucleotides. Its product is annotated as carboxylesterase 5A. The transcript is spliced from 4 exons. The coding region runs from base 531 to 2408 and encodes 625 amino acids. NCBI's taxonomy places the organism in Eukaryota, Metazoa, Arthropoda, Insecta, Hymenoptera, Athaliidae. Gene Ontology annotation, biological process: modulation of chemical synaptic transmission; postsynaptic membrane assembly; presynaptic membrane assembly. The record is from RefSeq and is a predicted model, not a curated record. Gene Ontology annotation, cellular component: postsynaptic membrane; synapse; cell surface. Gene Ontology annotation, molecular function: neurexin family protein binding; signaling receptor activity.